Messenger RNA from Aspergillus viridinutans, 714 nucleotides. RefSeq lists its product as uncharacterized. The record is from RefSeq and is a predicted model, not a curated record. The transcript has 5 exons. The coding region runs from base 1 to 714 and encodes 237 amino acids. Lineage: Eukaryota; Fungi; Ascomycota; Eurotiomycetes; Eurotiales; Aspergillaceae.
AUGGCUUAUGAAGAUGAAGUCUCAAUUGCUCUGGCGGCAAGCACCAUUUCCACCGAUGCUGCAAACCCCAUCAAACGGGCGUCAGACACGACUGGCGAUUCCUACUCGCAAACCGGAUUCAGCACGUCUGGUGAACAACCAUCUGUCUCCAGUCCCAUGGGCAAUCCAGCCUUGGGUGAGUACUUCAUGGUUUUGGUUCCAGAGAUCCCUACUCAUAUGAAGCCAGGUACUGGAACAACGGCAGGAGGCGUGAAUUGGGUCGGACAUCUGACAACCGCAGGGAACACAUCCCUUGUCCUGAGCUACGAUCUGGCAGUUGGAGGCGCAACCAUUGAUGACCUCGCAGGGGACAUUUACAAACUCCGGGGCCGGACGCCCAUAUUCAUCAAGCAGGGCGACUGGGCAAUUGAACACUCGGCGACUUAUCUAGCUGUCUAUAAUCAGCAGCUCGCGGCCAUGGUGGAGAGGUUCAAGUCUAGCAAUGCCGGCGUCACCGCGGUACUUUAUGACUCGUGGUCGUUCAUGACCAAGGCUCUCGACAAUCCUACCGAGUACGGAUUCCCUGAUGCCACUUGCAUCAAUAAAGACGGUUCUUCGCGUGUCUGCUGGAAUGACUACUACCCUGGGACGAAGUAUCAUCAGCACCAGGCUCAGGAUACGAAGGCUAGUCUGGCAACCCCUUGGUGCGUGGUGAUUCUGGGAGCAGCACUAUGA